UGUUCUAGCUGAUGCUCUUCUUCGUGCCUUCCUCCUCCCGGCUGGUCGCCCACUGCACCGGGGCUCUCUCUCUCUCUCUCUCUAUACUCUCCUCGAUGUGCACGGAUCGAACCCCUGAUUGAGCCUUCCACGCUCCUCGUCCGCCAAUUCACCGUCGUCUGCAGGAUGUGAAUUUGCACGGAGAAAGCCCCCCUCCCCUCUUUUCUCAUUCUGGCCGUUGUUUUGUCUUGCUUUCUCGGUCUUCCCUCCUUCUCUUUUGGGGAUUUUCCGGCAAUUUGUUCCCCCUCGUGCCCUCUCGCGCCCGAGCAUGAAGGACCCCUUGGAUCGCACGAAGGUGGUGCUGAGGCAUCUGCCGCCAUCGAUCUCGCAGGCCGUCCUUAUGGAGCAAGUCGACGCCCGCUUCGCCGGACGGUACCGGUGGACCGCUUUCCGGCCUGGGAAAACGAGCCAUAAGAACAUGCGCUAUGCUCGAGCUUAUAUAGAUUUCAAAAGGCCUGAGGAUGUUCUCGAGUUUGCUGAGUUCUUUGAUGGUCAUGUUUUUGUCAAUGAGAAAGGUUCUCAAUUUAAGACCAUUGUCGAAUAUGCACCUUCACAACGUGUCCCAAAGUCGUGGUCGAAGAAGGAUGGUCGUGAAGGGACCAUUCACAAAGACUCCGAAUAUUUGGAGUUUCUGGAAAUGCUUGCUAAGCCAGUGGAGAAUCUUCCAAGUGCAGAGAUACAAUUGGAAAGAAGAGAAGCAGAACGUGCAAGUGCACCAAAGGAAACAAUCGUUAUUACUCCCCUCAUGGAGUUUGUUCGGCAGAAAAGAGCUACUAAAAAUGGGUCUCAGAGGACACCUUCUGGGAAGCUUAGCCGGCGAACUAGUGCUUCUGCUGCUGCUUCUGGAUCUGCUUCUCAUAAGAGAGGGCCUGAGAAACGAAAAAUCUCUGCUUCUAUGUAUGUUUUGAGGGACAAUACAAAGGUUUCAGCUGGCAAAACAAGUUAUACAAUAGUAGCAAGAAAAGAUGAGAAGAAGACUUCAGACGACUCGGGUACUGUUCCAGUGCUUGGAUCUGAAGUAUUGGAAGACGAAAGUGGUGCAUCUGGGCAUGCAGAAACUGGGAAAAAGAAAGUUAUACUUUUGAAGGGGAAAGAGAGAGAGGUAACUUCAACAUCUCCAGUAAAAAAUUCAUCUGGACCAUCCUCUUUCAAACAGAAUCAUAGGCGUGAGAUUAGUGGAAAGCUAAUCAGAAGUAUUCUUUCAAAUAAGGAAGCACAGCAAAAUCAACCACAACCUGCAUCUAUCCAGGUUGAGCAGCAGUUACAGGCAUCACCGAUAGAGAAGGACAAACGUCCACCGCGGCCAGUUCGUACUGUUUCAAAGGAUUCUGCCCAUGCAUCAUCUGCUUCUCUGUCACAAUCUGAUAACAGAAGGAUAUCAGAUGAGAAAGUUAUUGGUAAUGAUCCACAUGGUCUAUCACCAGCCAGUGAUAAGCCAGACAGAAGGACUAGAAACAAGGAUAGACCUGAUCGGGGAGUAUGGGCCCCACUUCGGCGUUCUGAUGCAUUACAGGCAGUUGAUGAGUCAUCUUCUUUUCCUGGUCGAUCAUCAGCUGAGGCUGUAGAUAGUACACAGGUGGCCAAGCCAAUGGUUUCUAAUAAACGUGGGGACGAUGGACUGGAAACUCGAGACGUCAUAACUGAUAAUCAGUCUGCCAUCACAGUCAAAUCUCGAAACCAGGGUACAUCAAAUCAUCAUGGUCGGUCUGGACGUGGUUUGUCACUGUCUCCUGAUUUUCCAUUGAAUCAUGGUGAAGCUAAAGUUGAUACAGCAAGCACAAGGGGUGGGGAAGCUAAAUCUCAAGGGUUUGGACGCAAUAGCGUUGCAACUGCUGAGAAUGGCUCUCAUAGGUAUGGUCGUCGGGUCUCAGCAACAGGUUCAAGAGAAGUUGACAACUUGCCAAGUACAGUUGAUGGUAAAUCUUCAAAGAGGGGUUCUCCUGGAUAUGGUGCACAUGAGAAGCAAGUCUGGGUUCAGAAGUCUGGAUCGGGUUCCUGAUUUCUUAGAAGUGAUCAUCAACACAAAGAUUUCAGGUAUUGCAUCUUCCAUAAGUGAUGGGUUGUGCAUCACAAACCAUAUGGUUUGGGUGUCACUCGAGAUAUGACAUCAUUAUUCAGAUUGCAGUCAAUGGAAGCAGAUUCUGCUAAGAUCAAAUAUAAUUCCGUAGGAUGGAGAAGAGAUGUCAUCCGAGAAGUCUGGCUUCUAUGUUGGUAUUUUUUGGUGCUGAUGAAGCUGACAUUUCUGUGGAUGGUGAUCUUCUCGACCUUUCAUAUUAGGGAGGUUGCUGAAACCUGCAAGACUGGACAGCAGAGCUUGCUCACAUGCCAUUUGCAGAGUGAAUUUAUUUCAGCUGCUCUAAAUCUUGAGCUGGUUUGGUUUUUCCUCAUCUUGUUCUGUUCCUGGCGGCUUGAGUUGCUUGAGUCUGAAACAUAUUUUCUUAGAGUUGCUAUUCUCGACUGGUGUAUAUACUGAACAUGAAAAUGCUGCACUUGCUGACCUUGAGAUGAAGUUACGAGGCGCUAGUAACGGUGGAAACUGUUGAGCCGGGCAAAUAAUUGGUUAUUUUCAUUGGUGGUUGGAAGGUCUUGCUAAUCAGACUGCUCGGUGUAUACAUUUAUCCUGGUGACUGAUGUUUUGGUUGCCUCUAGUGUGGCUAGACACGAAAGCUUUCAGUGAUUGUAACCAGUAUUGGAUAAUGCUGUAUAUUUUUCCACUAGCCUGAUGAGGUUUGUACUAA
Messenger RNA from Nymphaea colorata (pocket water lily), 2777 nucleotides. Its product is annotated as regulator of nonsense transcripts UPF3-like. Gene Ontology annotation, biological process: nuclear-transcribed mRNA catabolic process, nonsense-mediated decay; positive regulation of translation. Gene Ontology annotation, cellular component: cytoplasm; nucleolus. The coding region runs from base 308 to 2038 and encodes 576 amino acids. Gene Ontology annotation, molecular function: mRNA binding. The transcript is spliced from 12 exons. NCBI's taxonomy places the organism in Eukaryota, Viridiplantae, Streptophyta, Magnoliopsida, Nymphaeales, Nymphaeaceae. The record is from RefSeq and is a predicted model, not a curated record.